AUGUACCCAACAAUGUAUUGCGGGGAGCAAUCGGAGGUGGCGCCUGUGGCCGGUGCCAAGACCUUCAGAAGUGACCACCUUGCGCAGCUCUUGCUCUUCCCAUCUCUCUCCACGGCCCUCACCACCUGGCAUCUCAGCCCAAUUCAUUCCUUGAUUUCAUGUUUCUAUUUUGAGUUCUGA
Penicillium samsonianum is the source of this 180-nucleotide messenger RNA. RefSeq lists its product as uncharacterized. The record is from RefSeq and is a predicted model, not a curated record. Bases 1 to 180 code for a protein of 59 amino acids. NCBI's taxonomy places the organism in Eukaryota, Fungi, Ascomycota, Eurotiomycetes, Eurotiales, Aspergillaceae. The transcript has 2 exons.